Molecule: messenger RNA, 930 nt
Organism: Fusarium proliferatum ET1
Lineage: Eukaryota; Fungi; Ascomycota; Sordariomycetes; Hypocreales; Nectriaceae
Exons: 1
Coding region: 1-930 (309 amino acids)
Source: RefSeq, a predicted model, not a curated record
AUGAACUCCAAGACACUCCUCAGCGUGCUGGCUUGUCUCAGCGUCGGUGUUUCUGCCGGACCCUGCAAGCCAGUUACUUCUCAAGCUACUCAGGUCACCUCUGCAACGACCGAACUGUCUACGUCGAUUGACCUUACCACCACCAUCUCUGCCUCCGAUGUCGCUUCUACAACUGAGCUGAGCUCUCUGACAACUGAGGACUCUACUACCGAGAUUGCAACGACGACUACCGCUGCUGAUACUACCACGGAGGCCCCCACCACAACCACCGAGGAAGCAACAACAACAACAACCGGUGCAGCACAAUGUCCUACCCCCUCUGCUUGCAACAACCUCGGCUUUGACUGGGCAUACUACAGCAACCCUGCUCAAAACACCGACACGACCUACUCCAGCUUCGUGCCCCAAUCCUUCAAGCAGGUCAACCCCAUUUACGUCGGCACGACCCGCCAAAUCGGUGGCCUCUUCCAGCCCAGCAACGCCGCCCAGUCAGCCCCCAUCUAUGGCUCGACACAAGAUCUCGCUCUCGACUACUUCGCUCUUAACCAUCACGGUUAUCUGUAUAGUUGCGACGCUGGUACCUACAAGUUCGACAUUCCUUACGCUAACGACGCCGUGUACCUGUGGAUUGGCGCAAAGGCGUACGCUGGUUGGAACUCUGGUAAUGCUGACGCCAAGGCUCUGUAUAACCAGCCCGACCAUAUCGCUGGUAGCGCACACUUUGAGAUUGAUCUCCCUGCUGGCGUAUACAUUCCCAUUCGAUUCGUCUAUGGUCAGGCUCAGUAUGGCGGUGGCUUCACCUUCACGGUCACAGCCCCCAAUGGACAGGUUCUUGUCGGUAAUGAUGUUACUGCCAGUCCAUAUGUUGUGCGCAACUCUUGCGAUGGCAUUCUAGCGCCUGCUUAUCCGCCUUUUGGCCAGGAGAUUUAA